UAGUGCCGGCCGGUCGGUUUCUUUGUAAGAAAUAUAUUCGUAAGUGAAGCGAUAACAAAUACGUCGAAAAUAAAAUUGGGAUGGCAGAUCACGGAUUUCUAAAGCAAAAACCUGGUUUUGCUACUAUCGCUAUUCACGCUGGCCAAGAACCGGAAAAAUGGAAUUCAGCAGCCGUGGUUACACCCAUUGUCACAUCCACUACAUUCAAACAGCCAGCACCGGCCGAACAUACGGGUUUUGAAUACGGUCGCUCUGGAAAUCCUACUAGAAACACCCUAGAAGAAUGCUUAGCUGCAUUAGACGGCGGAAAAUACGGUCUAACGUUCGCUUCUGGCCUCGGAGCGACCACAACUUUGGUUGCUCUGCUAAAUCACGGAGAUCACAUCGUGUCCUCAGAUGAUGUAUACGGCGGUACAAACAGACUAUUAAGGCAAGUAAUCGCAAGAUUGGGAAUCAACACUACAUUUACGGACUUUACAAAUAUUGAAAAAGUAAAGAACGCCAUGCAAGAAAACACCAAGAUGAUCUGGAUAGAGACCCCAACAAAUCCAUUAUUAAAAGUCGUUGACAUUGAGGCGAUCGUAAAGAUCGCGAGGAGUCGCGGAGACAUUAUCGUUGUUGUAGACAAUACCUUCUUGACGCCGUAUUUACAAAGACCUUUAGAUUUCGGAGCGGACAUCGUUAUGUACUCGCUAACGAAAUAUAUGAAUGGUCAUUCUGACGUCAUAAUGGGAGCCGCUAUUGUAAAUGACAAAGCUAUCGGAGACAAACUAAGAUUCUUGCAAAACGCCAUGGGCAUCGUUCCGUCACCGAUGGACUGCUAUUUUGUGAACAGGAGCUUAAAGACGUUAGCAUUAAGAAUGGAGCAUCACAAGAAGUCGUCAUUGAUCAUUGCCAAUUGGUUGGAGAAACAUCCGAAAAUCGUCGAAGUGCUUCACCCAGGGCUGCCAACUCACCCGCAACACGAGAUAGCUAAAAAACAGAUGACGGGUCACUCGGGUGUGUUCAGUUUCAAACAUUCCGGAGGUCUCAAGGAAUCUAGAAAAUUCCUGAGCUCAUUGAAAGUGUUCACGCUGGCCGAGAGCUUGGGGGGCUAUGAAAGUCUCGCUGAGCUACCAUCUGUGAUGACACACGCAUCAGUUCCGGCGCUGCAGAGGGAGGAACUCGGCAUCACCGAUUCGCUGGUAAGACUUUCCGUCGGUCUCGAAGAUACCGAGGAUCUUAUCGAAGAUUUAGAUCAAGCUUUUAAAGCUGCAUUUUAAUUUGACAACCCUGGCCGGUACACGGGUGCGGUAGUAUAAAUUUUGUUAUUAAAAUAAGCCAUAUGUUUUAUAUGAAUUAUAACUAUUUAUGUACUUUUAUACGUGACGGAUAAUAGGGUAAUGACGUUCCUGUUUUGAUUAUAGAUAAAUAAAACAUUGAAAUUAGAGUCUAAUGUGUAAUUAAUUAAAUUUUAAAUACAAAGGUUCAAAACGAUUGUUAAUAAAACAAGGUAGGGAUGUGCCUUGUCUAUUAUUGAAUUUGAUAACGCUACUAGCUAAUUAGUAAAACAAAAGCAAUUGGGCAAUUAAGCACACGUUUCUUAAAAUGAUUGUAGUACUUACCGUCAUUGGGUGAUAAUCACGUUCAAUAUAAUACAAUAAAUAAACAGCUGCAUUUCAUAAACAAAAAUUUGCAGGGUUUUUUCUAGUAAAUUCCCUACCUUGGUUUCUGACGUUCGUAAUUAAACUAUUAUGAUUCCAUUUACACGUGUUCCUGCCGAGAUAUGUCCGGAAAGGAAUAAUAUAGGCUGUUAUUUAAUUUGUAAGGUACUAAUUGAUAAUAGCAAUAUGCCUAUUUCAUACAUUCUAUAGACAAAGAUAGUUCAAUAUUUGUUUUUAUUGAUAAAGUAUCUGCUUAAAAAUAUUUAUUUUAUAUAAAUAUAAUUUCGUUUUUAUAUAUGUUACAAUAAUAAGAAUUAAGAAUUCGAAAUAAAUGAUUGUGAUCU
This is a messenger RNA of Bombyx mori (domestic silkworm), 1987 nucleotides long. It is a transcript of the gene Cth, whose product is annotated as cystathionine gamma-lyase. Gene Ontology annotation, cellular component: cytoplasm. The record is from RefSeq and is marked provisional. Gene Ontology annotation, molecular function: carbon-sulfur lyase activity; pyridoxal phosphate binding. NCBI's taxonomy places the organism in Eukaryota, Metazoa, Arthropoda, Insecta, Lepidoptera, Bombycidae. Gene Ontology annotation, biological process: transsulfuration.